Molecule: messenger RNA, 665 nt
Organism: Bursaphelenchus xylophilus (pine wood nematode)
Lineage: Eukaryota; Metazoa; Nematoda; Chromadorea; Rhabditida; Aphelenchoididae
Source: the annotation of a GenBank genome assembly
AUGACCAGCACACAGCUGAUCAAUGACGUCUCAGCGGCGUGUAAGUUGUUUAUUUUGAACUUUGGAGGCACUUUUUUCAUGAAUAAUAUAUUUUUUUUUGAAAAUUUUUGAAAAUUUUUUUUCAAAUUUUUGAUAAAUCUUGUGUCAUUCCAAAUAAAAAAGAAGAUUCAAGGUCUCAACCACUCACUUGUUAAAUUUAACCUGCAAAUUCUUGUAAAUUCUGUUGAAAAACUAGGUUGAAUAGCUGUUUUCAGCGGAAAAAUUGCUGAAAAUGUUUUAAAAGUCGGAGAAUUGGCGACGAAAUUGAUUGACAAUGAGAGAUUGCCGAGUUCCGGUUAGCAGCGCAACCCGCGUAGAAUGCAAUCAAUCAAAGUCUAGGGCGCAGGCUGCGGAAUUUAAAAGUUGCGCUGGGCGCAGCUCGCGGACUCAGAUUUCCGGGUAAAUAAGCAGAUUUAGGAUAAAAUGAGAUUUAACUUUGAUAUACUACAGUGAGAGAGCACAUAUACCUUCUGGACGAGCUGAACAUACCAGUGGUCGCGAGCUGGGACACCAUCGACCGCCUGACCCCCGGGAUUUUGGAUUCGCCCGCCUUCAGAGCCCAAUUCCAGCCGAAUACGUCCAUGAAAAAUGAAGAAGAGAUCAAAUUCUAUGUCCACUGUGUGUAA